This is a messenger RNA of Dromiciops gliroides (monito del monte), 1456 nucleotides long. It is a transcript of the gene ARL4D, whose product is annotated as ADP ribosylation factor like GTPase 4D. Gene Ontology annotation, molecular function: GTPase activity; GTP binding. Gene Ontology annotation, biological process: vesicle-mediated transport; intracellular protein transport. NCBI's taxonomy places the organism in Eukaryota, Metazoa, Chordata, Mammalia, Microbiotheria, Microbiotheriidae. The transcript has 2 exons. The coding region runs from base 243 to 854 and encodes 203 amino acids. The record is from RefSeq and is a predicted model, not a curated record. Gene Ontology annotation, cellular component: cytoplasm.
AAGGCUUGAGUCUCCCGAGCCCUUCGCAGUACAGCAGAGUGGCAGCGCCCGGUGAUACUGUUGAAUCGGGCCCGGGCCCUAAACGGGACCCGGACCCAGACUUAGGCUGGGAGAGAGCGCUUACCCACGUUAGCUGACGAAAGAUAAUCGAGCUCGUAAUCUUGCCAAGGACCUUUCUCUCCAGCGCUGCCCUGAGUCAGUGAGAAGACACAAGUUGCUUUAGAGGGUGCCAUUAUCACACCAUGGGAAACCACCUUACAGAGAUGGCACCAAAUGCCUCGGUAUUCCUGCCCCACUUCCAGGCCUUGCACGUGGUGGUCAUCGGACUGGACUCAGCAGGAAAGACCUCGCUUUUGUACCGGCUCAAAUUCAAGGAGUUUGUCCAGAGCGUACCCACCAAGGGUUUCAAUACAGAAAAGAUCCGGAUGCCUGUGGGAGGGUCUCGGACCAUCACCUUUCAGGUGUGGGAUGUGGGGGGGCAGGAGAAGCUGCGGCCACUGUGGCGUUCCUACACUCGGCGAACAGAUGGGAUGGUGUUUGUAGUGGAUGCCACUGAGACAGAGAGGUUGGAGGAAGCCAAGAUAGAACUCCACCGGAUCAGCCGGGCCUCGGACAACCAAGGUGUGCCUGUGUUGGUGCUGGCCAACAAGCAGGACCAGCCUGGAGCUUUGAGUGCAGCAGAAGUGGAGAAGCGGCUAGCCCUCAAAGAACUGGCCACUGCCACUCUCACCUAUGUCCAGGGCUGCAGCGCAGUGGAUGGACUGGGGCUGCAGCCUGGGCUAGAGAGACUUUAUGAGAUGAUUCUCAAACGAAAAAAGGUGUCUUGGGCUGGAACUGGGCGGAAGAGGUGGUGAAACCAGAGACCUAUGAUGAUCCCACCUAUUCUGGGACACGGGGACCUAUGUGCCCCUCUGCUCUUCUCACCGAUGAAGGACCAGGAGUUCACAGCCUCCAUGAAAAAUAGAAGCUUGGAAAAGAACUUGUGUACUUCCUUUCUGAAUGUCUUCUGAGGAGUUGGGAUUUUAUAACACCACCUUGCCCACUCAAUCUCCCAAUAUGUGAAGUGGAGGCUGGAGCUGUGGAUUCAGAAUUCAAAUGUGACUCUACCUCAUCCCUACUCCUACCUUUUUUUCCUUCUAGGUUUGAAAAAAAAUCAGAAUGGUCUUAUGUGGAAGGGGUGAAGUUUGGAAAAUGGACACAAGGUUGAACUUGAACCUCCCCUCCCGCCAGAAUUAAAAAAUGUUAGUCUCUAUUUCAGACCCUAAGGGUUUGUUUUCUAAGGACUUCAGUUCGCAAUACAUAGUCUCUAUUUUUUUUAUGUGUGUGAAAUUCUCAAGGGAAACUUCCCCUCCCACCCUAUUCUCCCCCUUAAAAAAGAAAGCCAUGUCUGUUCUGUAUUAUUAAUAACUAAUUUUUUAGGAUUUGUCUGUAUUAAGUUAUUAAAAUAGUGAAACUA